CACUGCACAAACAGGUGCGCAGAAACAGGAGCCGGAACAGAACAUCGGAAAUAGACCGGACGUCGGAUCUGCCUACUCUGCCUAGUUGCGUCGCCCUCGUCGCGAUAGUGGUCGGGCUCUCGAUCCAUGUAUCGCAGACUCGUCAGUCUCUGAUCACCUCCGAGCGAAACUACCGGAGACUUUGGGAACAACAUCAGGAGAUGAACAGGACCCAGCGCCAAUGUCAACAGCAAGUCCAUGAGUUGAACACAACCCUUGAAACCCGGACAUCAGAGUAUUCCCACCUGGUUCUCUCUCAGAGAAUCUGUCUGAAUAAUCUUUCCGCCCUCAACAACAACCUCACUAUGCUCGAAAACAACAUUACUACCCUCAGCUCGGAGCUCUCGGAGCAGAAACGAACGCAGAGCGAUCUCCGUCAUCAGCUGAAUCAGCACGAAAUGACGUACAGAAUCAUCAAAGAAAACAAAGCUCAGAUUUGCCAAUACCUUACCAGCAAAAGAGUGCCAGCGUGUCCUCAGGGCUGGAUCGAACAUGAAGGUCGGUGCUAUUUCCUAUCCAUCCUGGAAGAAUCUUAUGAUGGAUCGAGGGAACAUUGUUCAAACUUUGAUGCAAGGCUCCUCGAAAUAGGUUCAAAGCAGGAAGAGGAAUUUGUUUCCACCUCUAUCGGCGAAGUAUACCAAACUUACUGGAUUGGAAAAUGCAGAUACGGGAAUGUGGACUCUAAUCUCCUGCGCAAGUACAACAGCCGGUCCAGCUGCAGUAAAUGCAACGCGUACCGGGGCUACAAUCCUUGCAAAAGUAAACGCAGAUUCAUCUGCGAGAAGUCGGCACAUUUAUACCCGGAUAUUCCUGCAGAGAUCCGAGGUCUCUGUCAACACCCCGAGGGAAAGACUUAAAUCAAAUGAAGGCAUUCCACUUCUCCCCAUUCAAUCUACCCCACUCUCAAACUCCCAUCUUUUUACUCUUUCCCACCCUCUCUUCCCCUCCUUCCUACCCCAGUCUCCUCCUCUACUCGCAUCCCCAUUCUCCCGCACCUCUCCCUCUCUCCAUCUUGACCACUUUUCACCCUUCCCGCCCCGCUCUCCCUCGAUCCCCCCUUUUAAUCCCCCUUUCUACUCUCUUUGCCCUUCUCCCCAGCUCAUUCCGCUUCUGCCCUUGCUCUCUCCCCCUCGGACCCCAUUCUUUGCCUCUCCGCUCUCCGUUCUCACCACACACUCUCACCUCAAUUCUGUGAACUCUGGCUCUCAAUUCCCCAACCCAGGGGAAUAGACUGUGCACAUUUACCUUCUCUGUGCCCCUCCUGGCUUCAUACCCAUGCCCCAAGAAAUGUAAACUCAUCCUUCCUGCUUGCCUUCUAUCCGUAACAGACCCUCGAGACCCGGCAACGUCCUCGUAAAUCUCCCUCUGCACUCUUCCCAGCUCAGUGGCAUCUUUCCUACAGGCGGGGGACCAGAAGUGAACACCGCCCUCCAAGCGCGGCCUCAACGAUGCCUUGUACAACUUCAACGUGACCCCGGUACGGUGCAAAGAUGUAAAAUUAACGUAAAUUGGGAGAAUUAAUAAAUACUGCAAUGAAGGUGAAUACCGAGGGAGUGUUUAACGGCUUGUAAAUUGUUGAGUUUACAGGCGUCUGUACCCCCUCCCCGAUGGUACCGAUGAGCCCAGGGCAUUUCCCGACGGGAGGGGGUCCUCGCUGAUGGAUACGGUCUUCCCGAGGCAUUCCUUCUUGAACAUGUCCUCGAUAGAGGGGAGGGAGGGUUGUUGACGGGCAACAAUUGGCACUUUGAGCCUUAAAGGGAAGGUGACCGCUCACCACACUCCGGGGAACGGACGUGCCGAAACCUGGAUGCCUGUCUCUGUUCAGUCGGGAACUUGGCACCUUCUUCGUGUUUGCGUGAAUGUGCAAUCUCCACCCAGAUGGAUUCCACAUUCUGCUCCAUUGAUCCCAUAUCGUCCCCCACUAUCGCCCUGACCUCAGCCUCAAUCAAGAGCGCUACCCCACCUCCUUGACAUUCCUGCUCAUCCUUUCGUAUUCCCUGAUAUCCUGGGAUAUUGAAUUUCCUGUCCUCUCCACUUUGCAACCACGUCUCUAUAACGACCACUAAAUCAUUCCCCUUUGUACUGAUUUGGGCCACAAG
Messenger RNA from Hypanus sabinus (Atlantic stingray), 2138 nucleotides. Its product is annotated as CD209 antigen-like protein C. The transcript has 6 exons. The record is from RefSeq and is a predicted model, not a curated record. Bases 201 to 896 code for a protein of 231 amino acids. Gene Ontology annotation, cellular component: plasma membrane. NCBI's taxonomy places the organism in Eukaryota, Metazoa, Chordata, Chondrichthyes, Myliobatiformes, Dasyatidae. Gene Ontology annotation, molecular function: transmembrane signaling receptor activity.